Podarcis muralis (Common wall lizard) is the source of this 3923-nucleotide messenger RNA. NCBI's taxonomy places the organism in Eukaryota, Metazoa, Chordata, Lepidosauria, Squamata, Lacertidae. The record is from RefSeq and is a predicted model, not a curated record.
GGUUUCCUCCUGAGUCAGGCGGAGGAGAGGAAGCAGGAAAAGGAUCUGUUUGCGGAAAUGGGUCCUGAUUCCUCUGAGGGAGAGAGGGCUCCGUUGGACACCAGAGAGAGUUCACUAGGUGACGGAAUUAUACUGGCAGAACUGGCAAGACCUCCUCCUCCAUCUUUUCAUCCUGGUGGAGGGGAAGCAGCGGCUGUGGAACCGGAUCAGGGUCCAGUCUGCUUUGAAGAUGUCUCUGUUUGUUUCAAAGAGGAGGAGUGGGCGUUGCUGGAUCCUGCCCAGAGAGCUCUGCAUAAGGAAGUAAUGGAGGAGAAUCGUGGGACCAUAGAUUCUCUUGGUGGUGAUGAAUUAGAUAUUCAGAACAAGGGAGACCAAGAGAAAGUUCACACAGUGGAGAAACCCUAUAAAUAUCUGGAGUCUGGCAAGAGCUUCAGUCAGAGUUCCUAUUCCACUUCCCAUCAAAGAAUUCAUACAGGGGAGAGACCACAUCAGUGCUUGGAGUGUGGAAAGAGCUUUAGUAAGCAGGUGAGUCUCACCACCCAUCUAAAAAUUCAUACAGGGGAGAAAUCAUAUCAGCGCUUGGACUGUGCAAGGAACUUCAGAAAAAAGCAAAAUUUCACUUCCCAUCAAAGAACUCAUAGUGGGGAUAAACCACAUCAGUGCUUGGAGUGUGGAAAGAGCUUCAAUAGAAAGGACCAUCUCACUUCCCAUCUAAGAAUUCAUAUGGGCCAGAAACCAUAUCAGUGCUUGGAAUGUGGAAAGAGCUUCAGUUGGAAAAAGAGUCUUACUUCCCAUCAAAGAAUUCAUACAGGCGAGGAACCAUAUCAAUGCUUAGACUGUGGAAGGAACUUCAAAACAAAGCAACAUCUCACUUACCAUCAAAGAACUCAUAGUGGGGAGAAGCCAUAUCAGUGUGUGGAAUGUGGAAAGAGCUUCAGUCAGCACUCCAGUCUCCGUUCUCAUGAAAGAAUUCAUACAGGGGAGAAACCAUAUCAGUGCCUGGAAUGCGGAAAGAGCUUCAUUUGGAAAGAUAGUCUCACUUCUCAUGAAAGAAUUCAUGCAGGGGAGAAGCCAUAUCAAUGCGUGGAAUGUGGAAAGAGCUUCAGUCACAGAUCUCAUCUCACUUCCCAUCAAAGAAUUCAUACAGGGGAGAAACCACAUCAGUGCUUGGAGUGUGGAAAGAGCUUCAGUCACAGAUCUCAUCUCACCAUCCAUCAAAGAAUUCAUACAGGGGAGAAACCACAUCAGUGCUUAGAGUGUGGAAAGAGCUUCAGUCAGAAGGUGAGUCUCAUCACCCAUCUAAUUAUUCACACAGGGGAGAAGCCAUAUCAGUGCUCAGACUGUGGAAGGAACUUCAGAACAAAGCAACAGCUCACUUACCAUCAAAUAACUCAUAGUGGGGAGAAGCCAUAUCAGUGCGCGGAAUGUGGAAAGAGCUUCAUUCGGAAGUACCGUCUCACUUCCCAUCAAAGAAUUCAUGCAGGGGAGAAACCACAUCAGUGCUUGGAAUGUGCAAGGAACUUCACCUCAAAGGCAGGUUUCACUUCCCAUCAAAGAAUUCAUACAGGGGAGAAACCAUAUCAGUGCUUGGACUGUGCAAGGAACUUCACCUCAAAGGCAAGUCUCUCUUACCAUCGAAUAACUCACAGUGAGGACAAACCAUAUCAGUGCUCAGACUGUGGAAGGAACUUCAGAACAAAGCAACAGCUCACUUACCAUCAAAGAACUCAUAGUGGGGAGAAACCCUAUCAGUGCGUGGAAUGUGGAAAGAGCUUCCCUCGGCGGGAUACUCUCACUUCUCAUGAAAGAAUUCAUACAGGGGAGAAGCCACAUCAGUGCUUGGAAUGUGGAAAAAGCUUCAUACAAAAGACCAGUCUCACUUCCCAUCGAAGAAUUCAUACAGGGGAGAAGCCACAUCAGUGCUUGGAAUGUGGAAAGAGCUUCAGGCAGAGAGUCAGACUUAUUUCCCAUCAAAGAAUUCAUACAGGGGAGAAAGCACAUUAGUGCUUGGAAUGUGGAAAGAGCUUCACCUGUAAGGAAAGUCUCAUUUCCCAUCAAAGAUCACACAGCAGGGAAAAUAGCAGAAUAAUAGAAUUAAUCCCAUCCUUUUUUUUUGGAGUGACAUUUGAUAACCCUCAAGUUUUUGUCCCAGCCAUUCUUUCUCAAACCCAUCUCCACAUUCUCUAUUACAAAUUCUUGUUGCUCUUUCAGGAAAGGGAUCUGUCUUCAGAAACGGGUCCUGAUUCCUCUGAGGCAGAGAGGACUCCAUUGGACACCAGAGAGAGGCCGCUGGGUGAAAGAAGGAUGCCGGCAAGACCUCCUCCUCCAUCUCUUCAUCCUGGUGGAGGGGAAGCAGCGGCUGAGGAACCGGAUCAGGGUCCACUUUGUUUUGAAGAUGUCGCUGUUUGUUUCACGGCUGAGGAAUGGGCAUUGCUGGAUCCUGCCCAGAGAGCUCUGCAUAAGGAAGUCAUGGAGGAGACUUGUAGGAUCAUGAACUCUCCCGGUGCUGAGGAAUUAGAAAUGAAGAGCAAGGGAAACCAUAAGAAAAUCCACACAGUGCAGAAGCCACGUCAGUCUUUGGAAUGUGGAGAUAACUUCACUAACAGCUCUGAUUCAAUGUCUCAUCAAAAUCCCAUUUGGAAUAAACCGAAUCAGUGCUCAGACUGUGGAAGGAACUUCAGAACAAAGCAACAUCUCACUGACCAUCAAAGAACUCAUAGUGGGGAGAAACCCUAUCAGUGCUUGGAAUGUGGAAAGAGCUUCAAUAAUAGCCGCUCCCUUGGGUCCCAUCAAGGUAUUCAUACAGGUGAGAAACCCUAUCAGUGCUUGGAAUGUGGAAAGAGCUUCAAUAAUAGCCGCUCCCUUGGGUCCCAUCAAAGAAUUCAUAUAGGGGAGAAACCCUAUCAGUGCUUGGAAUGUGGAAAGAGCUUCAGUGAAAGCAUCAAACUCACUGCCCAUCAAAUAACUCAUAGAGGGGAGAAACCAUUUCAGUGCUUGGAAUGUGGAAAGAGCUUUAGUCGACGCGACUCUUUCACUUUCCAUCAAAGAACUCAUACAGGGGAGAAACCCUAUCAGUGCUUGGAAUGUGGAAAGAGCUUCAUUCACAGAGUCAGUCUCACCUCCCAUCAAAGAAUCCAUACAGGGGAGAAACCAUAUCAGUGCUUGGAAUGUGGAAAGAGCUUCAGUACAAAGGCCUAUCUCACUUCCCAUCAAAGAAUCCAUACAGGGGAGAAACCGUAUCAGUGUCUGGAAUGUGGAAAGAGCUUCAGUACAAAGGCCUAUCUCACUUCCCAUCAAAGAAUCCAUACAGGGGAGAAACCAUAUCCGUGUCUGGAAUGUGGAAAGAGCUUCAAUCACCGCUCCACUCUCAGUUCUCAUGAAAGAAUUCAUACAGGGGAGAAACCCUAUCAGUGCUUAGAAUGUGGAAAGAGCUUCAGGAGAAAGGACAAUCUCACUUCCCACGAAAUAAUUCAUGCAGCGAAGAAACUGUAUCAGUCCUUAGAAUGCACAUUGGGCCUUCCUGCAAGAAGAGCGCUUCUGUGACAUCAGAGAAUUCACAGUGGGGGAAAACCAUUUCAAUGCCAAGUGCGGAAAGAGCUUCACCCUGAAGCAAACACUCACUUCCCAUCAGAGAAUUCAUGUGACGGAGAAACCCUAAUAGUGCUUGAAAUGUGGGAAAAGCUUCACCUGGAAUGAAAGUUUCUCUUCCCAUCAAAUAACUUAUAAGAUUGUAGUGUUUGAAGGGACGCUGAGGGUCAUCUAGUCCAACCCCCUGGCAUUGUUGUGAUGUAGUGCCUGGUCCUCAAGGUCAGCCAGUGAUAUUCAUGGCUGAGAGGGAUUUUAGUAGUAGUAGUAUUAGUAGUAGUAAUUGUUGUGUUGUAGUUGUUAUAUUUAUACCCCACCCAUCUGGCUGGGUUUCCUGA